Molecule: messenger RNA, 405 nt
Organism: Vigna angularis (adzuki bean)
Lineage: Eukaryota; Viridiplantae; Streptophyta; Magnoliopsida; Fabales; Fabaceae
Exons: 1
Coding region: 1-405 (134 amino acids)
Source: RefSeq, a predicted model, not a curated record
AUGAAGCAAUUCCUCAAAAAGAAGAAAUAUCUAGAUGAGGAAACAAUUGAAGUUCAUGGUAAUUGCAGUGUCAUAUUGCAGAAGACACUUCCUCCCAAAUUCAAAGAUCCAGGGAGUAUCACCAUCCCUUGCACCAUUAAGAAUUAUGAUAUAGGGAAGGCUCUAGUUGACUUAGGAGCAAGUAUCAAUCUAAUACCCUUAUUUGUGCUCAAGAAGAUUAGUGGUCUGGAGGUCAAACCAACAAAAAUAAUCUUACAAAUGGCAGACAGGUCCGUCGAACACCCUUAUGGUGUGGUAGAAGAUGUGGUGGUGAAAAUUGAUAAGCUUCAAUUCCCUGUGGAUUUUGUGGUGAUGGAGAUGGAGGAAAAUGCAGAGAUAACAACAUUCUUGGACGACCAUUCAUGA